Thunnus maccoyii (southern bluefin tuna) is the source of this 8545-nucleotide messenger RNA. It is a transcript of the gene ptpro, whose product is annotated as protein tyrosine phosphatase receptor type O. Gene Ontology annotation, cellular component: glutamatergic synapse; plasma membrane; GABA-ergic synapse. Bases 387 to 4094 code for a protein of 1235 amino acids. The record is from RefSeq and is a predicted model, not a curated record. Gene Ontology annotation, molecular function: cadherin binding; protein tyrosine phosphatase activity; Wnt-protein binding. The transcript has 27 exons. Gene Ontology annotation, biological process: podocyte differentiation; regulation of glomerular filtration; negative regulation of canonical Wnt signaling pathway. NCBI's taxonomy places the organism in Eukaryota, Metazoa, Chordata, Actinopteri, Scombriformes, Scombridae.
CGUGUGUCUGCAUGCAGCCUCCGGAGCGCAGGGCGGGGCGACGCCGCGCAGCAGCAGCUUCAUCACCGCUGACCGACACCGACCUCCUGCUCGUCUCCAGGCCGCGGCAUGGACGCCGGAGCCCGGCCCGUUUUCUCUGAAUCACAGCGGGGUCCGGUUCGAGCUGCGGUCCGUGCGGAUGAUUAGAAUGAUGAUGAUGAUGAUGAUGAUAUAAUGAUGGUGGCGUGCAGUUAGAGCUGCGGAGCGGAAACAAACCGCAGACUGAAUCCGUGCGGCAGCGGGAGCAUCGCGGUCCGAUGCAGCAGAAAAAUCGCCAUUGUUUGGAUGCGCAGCAGACUGAGAGGAAAAAGCCCGACUUCACUGCAGCUGUUUGACUGACACACAUCAUGCUUCCCCCGCUGCUUCCCGCCGUCUAUCUGCUCUGCUUCGUCCAGAGCGUCGCAGCGUUCCAGGCGACUCUGAACGACGAAGGUUUGAUCGUGGCGACGCUGGAGCGUUCGGACCUGCAGGAAAACGUGACGGCGUACGCGGCUCAGAUCUCCGGAGAACCUCGGCUGAACGUGGUGCAGUUUGUGAACACCAGCGAGCCGCUGCUGUUCAACACUUCGUUUCACGGUCUGUGCUACAGCGUGGGUCUGAUGCUCAGACAGGGACAGUCCUGGUCCAGACCCAUCAAGACCGUCUCCGUCCUCACAAAGCCGUUGCCUCUUCAGAACGUUCAGAUAUCCGACUAUAAAGAGUCUCCAGAGACCGGCGUGGUGUUUGAAAUCGAGCCUCCAGCCGGUAACGUCUUCAGCAGAGUAAACAUCAGCUACACCGAAGGACAAGAGAGACGCUCGAUGCUUUAUAAAGAUUUCUACAAAGGGAAAACGGUGUUCAAGCACUGGUUACCGGGGAUGUGUUACCGUAACAUCACCUUCCAGCUGAUCUCAGAGGCCACCGUGUACCAGACCGCCAUGGUUACGCAGAGUGACAUCACACACACGCCGCUCCAUCACAGGACAGUGCCGUACCCCCCCCUCAACAUUUCCCGUAAGAUCGUGGACCUGAGCCAGAGGGCGGCGCCGGGCGAAGCCCCCAACAGCGUCCCUCCUGAGGGGAUCCAGGAGAGCCGGCACUCCUCCCGCCAAGCCCGGGACGUCCCACUGAUGGAGGAGGAGCAGGAGGAGGAGGAGGAGGAGAUUCACACUGAGGAGGGCGAGGAGAACAUGUCCGAGGAGGCGGCUGGAGAUGCCACUCAGGUUCCCUUCAACCUGACGGCCGCCGCCGCCGCCGCCAACAACACAACAGAGGCCGCCUCUCAGAGCGACUGGCUGGACCCGACCGAGGCGUCUCCUGCCGACAGGGAGGACGAGUUCGUCAACGCCGAGGUACCAGAGUACGAAGACUCCAAUGAGCCGGGCUCAGCCAUGGGCGUCCCCCCCGAAGCCUCCGUCCUGCCCACAAAGCUGCCCCCCAUCCUGCUGGAGCUGCGCUGGCUGCCGCCCAGACCCCCCACCAGCUACGACGGCUUCAACAUCUACAUCUACAGAGACGGUAACUCGACAGAAACGGCCACCGUGGAUGAAAACACUCACGAGUUCUUCACCGAGUUAACGGAGCCGGGAACGUACCGAGUGCAGGUCACCACGCUCAGCUCGUCUGGAGACUGUGAGGCCAGAGAGAGCGCCGCCGACACCGGCUUCACCUUCUACCUCAGUCCUGGCGGCGAGCUGUUGGAGGAGCUCCGGGAGCGUCCGCAGGCGGUUAGCAUCAGACUGCUGGACUCCAGCACCGCUGCCGUGUCCUGGGCUCCGUCCUCCGAGAGACACAACGGCAGCCUGGUGUCGGUCAUCUCUACAACCUGCUUCAAACCCAGCCUGAGCCAGAGGAUGGAGAACACUUACUGCAGUGAGGAAAACUCGACGAGUGACAUCAUCACUAACCUGACCCCCGGGGCUCAGUACAGAGUGGUGGUAUAUCACACCAACGGACCCCUCAUCAGCCCCCCGUCUGAACCCGUCAUCAUCGAUAUAGAGCCCACAGGUGUGCGUGAGCUGGGUGUUUACGCUCUGAGCCCGACAGCGGUGAUCCUGAGCUGGCAGCGUCCGUACCACGUUGCCUUCCGCAAGUACGUCCUCCAGACCUUCUUCUUCAACCCCGUCACCUAUGCCUCCGAGUGGACCACCUACUACGAGAUCGCCGCCACUGCCUCCGUCAUCGCAUCAGUGAGGGUGACGGAUCUGCUGCCGGCUUGGUAUUACAAUUUUCGCGUUUCCAUGGUGACGUGGGGCGACCCGCCGCUCAGCUGCUGCGACAGCUCCACUGUCAGCUUUGUAACAGCUCCUGAAGCUCCGCACAUCUCUUCGGUGGAUUACUCUCACGGCGUUCUGUACGUUCGGUGGACGUACGGCGAGUUGUUCAUCACCCUUUCUCACUCCAGGAUGCUGCACUGGCAGGUGGUGGCCGUCGGCAAGAAAGGCCCCAAGGAGAGCUACUCCAUCGAUGUGACUCGUAACGUGAUGCGGGCCAGCCUCCCUCUGCCUCCGGGUGACAUCUACAACCUGACGGUGACGGCGUGCACCGAGCGCAGCAGCAACACCUCCAUGCCGAACAUCAUCAAACUAGAGCCGGCUCCUCCCAGGUCUCUGUACGCCGUGAACGCCACUCACUCGUCUGUGACUCUGCUGUGGAGCGAGGAGGGAGUGGUGGACUACUACCAGGUCCUCUGUAAGCCCAACAAAGCCAGCAAGGAGUUCAAGGCUCGGGAGCCUCAGACGUCCAGCUCUCACGUGGUGACGAUUUCUGGUUUGGCGCCGUCGUCCACCUACAACUGCACCGUCACCAGCUUCAGCUACAGCACGCCCAGCAAGCCGGCGCACAUCACCAUCACCACCAUCGCUAAAGAGAUGAAUCCCAGCGUGGCGGCCAUCUCGGCUCUGGCCGUCCUCAGCAUCCUGCUGGUCAGCCUGCUGGUUCUGUUCCUGCUGGUUCUCCGGAAGAAACACCUUCAGAUGACCAGAGAGUGCGGCGCAGAGACUUUUGUCAAUUUUGCUUCGUUUGAACGAGACGGGAAGCUUCCUUACAACUGGCGAAGAAGCCUCUUUGCCUUCCUUACCCUACUGCCAUCCUGCCUUUGGACUGACUAUCUUUUGGCUUUUUAUAUUAAUCCUUGGAGCAAGACAGCUUUAAAGAAACGGAAGCUAACAAGUCCUGUGCAGCUGGACGACUUUGACGCCUACUUCAAAGAAAUGAGCAAAGACUCAGCCUACAAGUUCUCCCUGCAGUUUGAGGAACUGAAGAGUGUCGGACUUGAUCUUUCCCAUGAUGCAGCAGACCUGCCCGUCAACAGGCCGAAGAACCGAUACACCAACAUCCUCCCCUACGACUUCAGUCGAGUGAAACUGAUCUCGAUGCACAACGACGAAGGUUCAGACUACAUCAACGCCAACUACAUACCUGGCUACAAACAUCCUAAAGAGUACAUCGCCACGCAGGGCCCGCUGCCCGAGACCCGGAACGACUUCUGGAAGAUGGUGCUGCAGCAGAAAUCUCCCAUCGUCGUCAUGCUCACGCAGUGCAACGAGCGGCGGAGGGUGAAGUGUGAUCACUACUGGCCGUUCACAGACGAGCCUGUGAUGUAUGGAGAGAUCAGUGUGGAGAUGCUCUCUGAAAGCGAGUCACCAGAAUGGACCAUCAGGAAGUUCAGACUGGGAUAUGCAGAUGAGACUCAGGACAUCCUCCACCUGAACUACACCUCCUGGCCGGAUCACGGCGUCCCCACGGUCAACGCCAUCGAGAGCAUCCUGCAGUUCGUCCACAUCGUCCGUCAGCAGGCCAAAAGGACCAAAGACCCCAUCAUAGUGCACUGCAGCGCUGGAGUCGGCAGGACGGGGACCUUCAUCGCUCUGGACCGUCUGAUGCAGCACAUCAGAGAACACGAGUUCGCCGACAUCCUGGGCAUGGUGUCUGAAAUGCGUUCACACCGUCUGUCCAUGGUCCAGACUGAGGAGCAGUACGUUUUCAUCCAUCAGUGUGUCCUGCUGAUGUGGCAGAAGAAGAAGCAGCAGUCCAUCACUUCGGACGUCAUCUACGAGAACGCCAGCAAGACAUAAUGACGGCAGACUCCUCCAGACGCUGUGAACACACCCAACCUCCUGUGCUUCAGGCAUCCAUUCUCUGCAGAAGAAGAUCCGCUUCAUCAUCAGUAUCAAAAAAAAAACAGCAGAACAUCUCGACAACACAAGAGACAAAAAAAAAAAAAAUAAUAGUGAAAUCCAGUUUUUUGUUUGAAUUGGUGUAAGCAUGGGAUGGAGUUUUGCCUUAAGGAGCCUUCACUGACUGACCAACAUGUUCAACCACAAUCCUGCCCUCUGAACUGGACUGACUCACGUCAACGUGGAGUCGGAGGAGUCGGAGCAUUAACAAGCUCCGUCCAGUGAUUGGAUGUCUACACUGUGUCCGUCCACGUUCAGACAACGUGAGGCGACGAGUCAGUGGAACCGAGUCAGCAGUUUUUCCAUUUUAUUUAUGUUUUUUAAUCUCAGGAGUAGCUGAAAAACCAGCAAGCACACUGGCCUCUUCCUCCGCUUUGAAAGUCAUUUAGCAUUUGUUAGUUUUAGUUUUAGUUAAUUACGUGCAGCUUUCCUGGCUUCUUGCUAAGUGAGGACGGACAACGUUACACACUGCCACCUGACACGGGACAAUAACAUGUUAACUAUUACAGCCACCACCUGCGCUAACAUGCUGAUUAACUGCCAGGACUGCUGCACAGGUCAUAUUCACUGAAGGAACCCAGCAAGCAUUGGACGAAGGAUUAAGUUCUGGAUCCAAAAUGAGCACAAAAUUUUACAUUUUGGCAAGUUGAAGCUGAUUUUUAAACAAUUAGUGAAGUGUUUGCUUUUAAAAACAGCAACUAAGAAGCAUUAUUGUGCGUGGAGAUGCUCACCGUGCGUAAAUUUUUAUCAGUCGUUGAAUUGUUCAUUUGCCGAAGUAUCUCCACAUUUAUUCUUCUGUUUUAAUGUACAGAAAGCUAUAAAGCAGCUUCAGAAAGUGUUUGAUCGGUAAUAUAUUGCAGUCCUGAUUUUACUAAAUGCUGCUCGACACAGGCAGCGUCUAAAUUUUUUAUUCUGUCCGUCGAAUCAACCGUUAAACGUCUGAAUGUUUGCUGGGUCUGCACAAAAACUAAAGGGCACAAAAACAGUGGAAGGGAAAGAACGUCUUAACGUGGAAACAUGUCGGCCUCAUGCUGCCAUCCCGUCGCUGUACGGCGUGUUAGAGGCCAGUUUAGAUGCUAGAGACUGUGGUUGUAGAGAGGUAGUUUGUAUUUGCACUGAGGCCUCAGAGCUGCCUGACCUGCUGACAGAAGAAGGGAAGAGUUUCUGCUGCUGCUUUUGACUGUGGAGGACUGCUGUACAGCCAUGUUGCUCGAUAUUUGUCCUGUGAGCUGUGGGCUCUUUCUAACGAAGGAUGUGUCUCAGUCUGAAGAUGAACUUCAGACAACCGUAGAGGUUUUUACCCUCUGAGUUUUGUGAUCACAUUGGCGGCAACAAUCCUCCAGCAGAGAAAAGGAUCAUAUCUGACAGUAUCUGAAGACAGUUGAACUGCCAAAACCACUGAGAUAUUAUAUCAAGACCUGAUAUCAAGUUUCCCUUUAUGUUGCUCAUGUUGGGAAAUGACAGAAACAUAUCUGCUCAGCAUAUCUUCAGGGCUGGCUCGAGCCUUUUAGGGGCCCCGAGCACAACUUGAAUUUCAUUUUCCUACAGUCAAGGACAAUAAAACUACAAAUAUGACCUCAAAGCUUAACCUGGUUUAAUGGGUCAUUUCAUAAAAUAAACAAUAACAUUUUGUCUUAAGAUACAUUCACUGCAUUUUUUACAAAGCUCCCAAAUCUUAUUAUGGCCAAAAUUUUGUACAACACAUCUUAAAUUUAUGUUGUGCUCCCUAUGAUUUUUGUAUUCAAAACUGUUAUUAUCCCAAAAUGUGGUAUAGUGCCUCAAGAAGUUGUUAUGAAUCCAAAUUUACACUCCUGCAAUUUUGUUGCAAUCCAAAUUUUUCUAAAACGAUUGUAAAAUUUGGUAUGAUCACAAAAUUUUGUGUAACACUCAGUAAAUUCAUUCAUAAUUGAAAAAAAUUCCUAUAGCGCUUCAAACGCUAAAAUUUGGCACAUUCUUUUUACAGAUAAAAUCUGUAAUAGUCCAUCAAAAGUUAUGGCGUAAAUGUUGUAAUUUCCAAAUUUGGAGUACCCCCCCAAAAAAGAAAUUUGAUACCCCAAAAAAUUUUGUAUAUCACCAAAAAAAAAUUUUUUUUAGUAUCUUUUGCUCAUACAAGGAUUUUAAUGGCAGAAUUUAGUAUAGUGCCCUAAAAUAUUAUACAGCACUAAUAACAAACCGUUAAUAUCUCUCUCUUCUAUUUAUGUCACAAGUGAAAUUAGUAAUUCUUGUAUUAUCCCCCCAAAUUUUGCAUUAUUCCACUUAUAUUUGUUGGGAGGACAUUUUGGAAUUUGGAAAAGCUUUUGGGCAUUGUAAGAAAUUCAAUGAAUGUAGCAUUAAAUACUCACAAUUGUGACAAAAUUUCUGUUGUUCUGGGGCCCCCUGGUGGCUCUCUGAUCAUGGCUCGGGCCGACCGCAUAUCUGUCUUGAACACUCAACUUAUGUACAGAAAAUUGUUGUGAAGCCAUUUUCUGAAGCAUCGGUGUCUGUCUGCUAGUUAUCAGAUCAACUUAGUUACGAUCAUUUUGUUGUCAUUUACCAUCUUUCUACUGAACAUAUUGACUUGAAGGGCAAAAGAAAAAUCCAGAUUUCCCACUUCCUUGAUGACUGUAGAGAAUGUCUACUGAACAGAUUAGAGUGGUCGACCUCAUUCAACCCAAAGUUUUACACUCUAUUCAGGAUGUACAGGGUGUCGUCAAAAUGAACGCAGCACAAGGUUUGGCUAAGAGUUCAAAAUGAAUGGCUUUUCUUUUUGUUAAAGAUUUUUGUUAUUGUUAAAGGUCCAAUAAAAUAAAAAUUCUUAAAAUUUACUGCCAAAAAAGUUUUCUGUACAAAGUUUUUUGUUGCACAUUUAUCCUCAGCAAAUAAACCUGACUUUGCAGAGUGUAAAUACUACAAAACAAUUAUCAGCGUUUACUGUUGUCUUAUGAACUGCCUUACAAUAACUUUGCCAAGAUAAAACACAGUAUAACAUUUUUAAAAUUAAGAUGUAAUUUGGUCAUUUUCUGAUCUAAAAAGUAACCAAAUAAUAUGGAUUAAUCAGUAUUAUAACUGAAACCAAAUGCCUACAUGAAGCAAGAGACAAUACUGAUGUUAUUUUGCUCAUGCACAAUUAGUUCUACUGGAAAAAAAGGUAUAACCCCCAAUUACAAAAAAUUAACUAAAAGAAAAGCAGAUACUGACUGUUUGCAUUAUUUUGACCACACCUUGUGUCCAAUUUAUUAUAAUCAAUGAAUGUGCAUAAAAAGGCCUUUAGACACUUCAGUGUUGACUUUUUUUUUCCAUUGUGGCCUUGUGGUUCAAACUGAUUCCCUGAAAUGCUAACAGUUAAAAACAAUUUUCAAUGUCAAAAUUGGAUAGUGUCCCCAAACUUUGUAAAAUUUUGUAGAAUAUUUGUUUUAAUGUAAAAAAAGAAAAAUAAAAAAAAAUAGGUGUUUCCAAAAUGUAUUACCCCCAAAUUUUGUAUAGACCUAAAUUUUUUUCUAAUAUUAUAAAAGAAAUUGGUAUAGCUCCCUAAAUGCUAAAAUGUGAUUAAAGGAAAAGCCUAUACUGACUGUUGUUUGCAUUAUUUUGACCACACCUUGCAUCCAAUUUGUAAAAAAUUUGAAGAAAUCAAUGAAUGUGUGUAAAAAGGCCGCUAGACUCGUCAGUGUUGACUUGUAAAAUGAUUCGUCAUUGUGGCCUUGUGGUUCAAACUGAUUCAACACCUGAAGUCUUUACCUGUUUGCUGUCUCAGAUCCGCAGAGGUUCGGCACUUUGGUUCGGUCGCCACUCGAUCUGAAAUAAGUUACAUUUCACUAUUAGAUAUCAAAUGUACUGUACAUACUACUACUGCUUAACUAUUCUGUUUCUACUUGUCAUUACGAAGUAAUUCUUGUGAGAUGACUUUGUUGCUUUAGAGGUUUGUUUUUUAAAAGUUGUUGUAUAUGUGAAUCAUUACCUGAGCCAGAAGCCAAGUUCUCUCAUCACUACGACGGUUCGUUUUUUUGGGGCUUCGGAGUCGCCGUGGAAAGCUGGAUGUUUGGAAACUCAGCUGUUUCAAAAGAGUCAUGUGGACACGGAGAACUCGUCUGUGGCCAGUCAAACGCACUUUGGUACGACUGUCAAAAAAAAAUAAAAUAAAAAAAUAAAAACUGACAGACAACCUGCAGACAAUUUUCAAAAGCUCAGCACUGUACACUCUUCUACAAUUCUUUCUCUUGCUUAGUGUGUGUCCAGUCAAACUUGUACGUCAUUGGUGCCAUUCUUGUGCAUUGUGUCACUUAAAAUUUGAGGGAUGAUCUCAACCCAGAUCAUUGUCACAGAGUUUUAAUGUGUGUGUGCGUGUUGGAACAAAAUAAAAUGUUGCAGUUACA